AUGGACUCAAGGGUUAUCUACCUCUUGGGACUCAAUACCAACAAAAACAACUCGCAAAUCACUGGCAGCCAACCUCUGGGUCAACUCCACCAGUCAGUGGGCCAUGUCUUCAAGUUGCUGUCCAAAUGGGAAUAUUUUGGCGACAAAGCCACAAAGCUCUGGGCAUUACCCAAGGGAGACCAGUUUUGGAAAUGGCAGGAUGAAAAUGGAGCGGUUGACGGUAACAGCGUCUACAAGAUGCACCGAAACGGGGCUAUUUUCGUGUGGAGCUCCGGAAGUAAUUGGACGAGAAUUGCUAGCGCUGAGCCCACAGUAGAGAUAGCUGCAGGUGAAGCAGGCAUGUUUUCCUUGAUGGAAACUGGUAAGAUCCAUAAGUAUUCUGGAAAUGGGGAUGCGUGGAACUCUGUUGAUUCCCAUUCCGACAACGCUCAUCUUGCGGUAGGUAACCAUGUUUACCAAGUGAAUACGAAAGGGGAAGCUUAUGUCCGGGAGAGAGAUGGCGCGUGGAAAAUCCUCGGGGAAAAGCCUCAGACAGAGUCUCUCCAGCCGAGCAAAACGGUUCCCAAACCUGGACAUGACAGGCAAUUUUACGUCUUCUCUGGCACCCAGUAUGCCACAAUCGAGUUUGAGAUUGGAGGUAUCUCUGAUAAGCUCAUCGGCGUCGAUAACGACAACCUCCAGGACACCAUGGGAUACAGCGGUGUUAAGACCCUUGAGACACAAUGGAAAGCUUUGGUGGAUGCCGGCUUUGACACCGUGGAUGCGGGAAUUCCCGAUCCCAAAGAUAGUGACAAGCUGUUUUUCUUUCGAGGCACACAGAGUUUAAAGUACAGCUUUUCGCAAAAUAAGGUAUUGGCUGGACCCAAGCCCAUUAGCGCCUAUUGGCGUGGCAUUGGCACGGCAGGCUUCGACUCUAUCGAUGCUAUCUUCAAAAGCCCCAACCCCAGCGACAGUUAUUACGUUUCCAAAGGUGAUAGGUAUGCGAGAAUUAAAUGGGAUGGAGGAUGGGAUACUCUGGAGUGGGGUCUGAACAUCAUCAAAGAGACUUGGUCAUCUUUAAAAGCUUGGGUCUAG
Penicillium taxi is the source of this 1074-nucleotide messenger RNA. RefSeq names its product Hemopexin/matrixin. NCBI's taxonomy places the organism in Eukaryota, Fungi, Ascomycota, Eurotiomycetes, Eurotiales, Aspergillaceae. The transcript is spliced from 3 exons. The record is from RefSeq and is a predicted model, not a curated record. The coding region runs from base 1 to 1074 and encodes 357 amino acids.